Molecule: messenger RNA, 2466 nt
Organism: Talaromyces proteolyticus
Lineage: Eukaryota; Fungi; Ascomycota; Eurotiomycetes; Eurotiales; Trichocomaceae
Product: cell division control protein 48
Exons: 7
Coding region: 1-2466 (821 amino acids)
Biological process (GO): autophagosome maturation; mitotic spindle disassembly; retrograde protein transport, ER to cytosol
Cellular component (GO): VCP-NPL4-UFD1 AAA ATPase complex; nucleus; cytosol
Molecular function (GO): ATP binding; ATP hydrolysis activity; polyubiquitin modification-dependent protein binding
Source: RefSeq, a predicted model, not a curated record
AUGUCUGCUGAGCCAGAUCACGUCCAUUCCAAGAAGAGGGUCAACCUCAAUGACCCCUCCGGCGCCGAGGUGAAGGAUGAACUCGACACUGCUACCGCCAUCCUAAAGAAGAAGAAGAAGCCGAAUUCAUUGAUUGUGACCGAUGCAACCAACGACGACAACUCUAUCAUCGCUCUUUCUAACAACACCAUGGAGACCCUACAGCUGUUCCGUGGCGACACGGUUUUGGUUAAGGGCAAGAAGCGAAAGGACACAGUUUUGAUCGUUCUGGCAGAUGACGACCUUGAUGACGGGAGUGUUCGUAUCAACCGUGUUGUCCGCCACAAUCUCCGUGUGAAGCACGGUGACAUCGUUACUGUCCAUCCAUGCCCAGAUAUUAAAUAUGCCAAGCGGAUCGCCGUCCUUCCUAUUGCUGACACUGUCGAGGGUCUCACUGGCUCUUUGUUUGAUGUCUUCCUUGCACCAUACUUCCGCGAGGCAUACCGUCCAGUACGACAGGGCGACUUGUUCACAGUACGUGGUGGUAUGAGGCAAGUGGAAUUCAAAGUGGUUGAGGUCGACCCCCCAGAGUACGGCAUUGUUGCUCAGGAUACAAUAAUCCACUGCGAAGGCGAGCCUAUUCAGCGUGAAGAUGAGGAGGGCAACCUCAACGAGGUCGGAUAUGACGAUAUUGGUGGCUGUCGGAAACAAAUGGCCCAGGUUCGCGAACUUGUCGAACUGCCCCUCCGCCAUCCCCAACUGUUCAAGUCGAUCGGUAUCAAGCCUCCCCGUGGUAUUCUCAUGUAUGGUCCUCCUGGUACCGGUAAGACCUUGAUGGCUCGUGCUGUUGCCAACGAAACCGGUGCAUUUUUUUUCCUCAUCAACGGUCCCGAAAUUAUGUCUAAGAUGGCUGGUGAGUCCGAGUCGAAUCUGCGUAAAGCCUUCGAGGAGGCCGAGAAGAACUCCCCUGCCAUCAUCUUCAUCGAUGAAAUUGACUCGAUCGCCCCCAAGCGUGAGAAGACAAAUGGAGAGGUUGAGCGUCGUGUCGUCUCUCAGCUCUUGACUCUCAUGGAUGGUAUGAAGGCUCGUUCCAACGUCGUAGUCAUGGCUGCCACCAACCGGCCCAAUUCGAUUGAUCCUGCUCUGCGUCGUUUUGGACGUUUCGACCGCGAAGUCGAUAUUGGUAUUCCUGACCCUACUGGCCGUCUUGAAAUUCUUCAGAUUCAUACCAAGAACAUGAAACUCGCCGAGGAUGUUGAUUUGGAAGCAAUUGCCGCUGACACCCAUGGAUACGUUGGAUCCGAUAUUGCCUCGCUUUGUUCAGAAGCUGCAAUGCAACAGAUUCGCGAGAAGAUGGAUCUCAUUGAUCUUGAUGAAGACACUAUCGAUGCUGAGGUCCUCGACUCCUUGGGUGUCACCAUGGACAACUUCCGUUUCGCUUUGGGUGUGUCGAACCCCUCUGCCCUCCGAGAAGUCGCCGUCGUCGAGGUGCCCAAUGUGCGCUGGGAGGACAUUGGUGGCCUCGAAGAAGUCAAGAAGGAACUUAUCGAGAGCGUGUCCUAUCCUGUCGAACACCCUGAGAAAUUCCUCAAGUUCGGUCUUUCUCCCUCUCGAGGUGUACUUUUUUAUGGACCUCCUGGUACUGGUAAGACCAUGCUUGCCAAGGCCGUUGCAAACGAGUGUGCUGCAAAUUUCAUCUCCGUCAAGGGCCCAGAGUUAUUGAGCAUGUGGUUCGGUGAAUCCGAGAGCAACAUCCGUGAUAUCUUCGACAAGGCUCGUGCAGCCGCUCCUUGUGUUGUCUUCUUGGACGAACUCGACUCGAUUGCCAAAGCACGUGGUGGCUCGGUUGGAGAUGCUGGUGGUGCAUCCGACCGUGUGGUCAACCAACUUUUGACUGAAAUGGAUGGAAUGACUUCCAAGAAGAAUGUCUUCGUGAUCGGCGCCACUAACCGACCCGAGCAACUGGAUCCUGCUCUUUGCCGUCCAGGACGUCUAGACACCCUCGUUUAUGUUCCUCUUCCCGACCAGGCUUCACGAGAGGGUAUUCUCAAGGCUCAGCUUCGCAAGACCCCUGUUGCACCUGAUGUUGACAUUGCUUUCAUUGCAAGCAAGACCCAUGGCUUCUCUGGUGCUGAUCUUGGCUUUGUCACUCAGCGAGCCGUCAAAUUGGCUAUCAAGCAAUCGAUUGCAGCCGAGGUUGAACGCCAGAAAGAACGUGAGGCAGCUGGUGAGGACGUAGAGAUGGAUGAGGCCGACGUCGAAGAUCCAGUUCCAGAGCUGACGCGUGCCCACUUUGAAGAGGCCAUGGCUACUGCCCGACGAUCCGUCAGCGAUGUUGAGAUCCGUCGAUACGAAGCUUUCGCCCAGAGCAUGAAGAAUUCUGGGGGCAGUGCUUUCUUCCGCUUCCCAUCGGCCGAGGAAGUUGGCGGCGGUAGUGGACAGAACGGUUUUGGUGAUGCAGGCAACGAUGACAGCCUGUAUGAUUAG